Molecule: messenger RNA, 2205 nt
Organism: Eimeria mitis
Lineage: Eukaryota; Apicomplexa; Conoidasida; Eucoccidiorida; Eimeriidae
Exons: 6
Coding region: 1-2205 (734 amino acids)
Source: RefSeq, a predicted model, not a curated record
AUGGCAGCAGAAACAGCCAAGGGAGUUUUGUAUUCUCCUUCUCAGCUCGAUGCUGACCCUGCAGACGCUCCGUUGCCCCCCUGGAGACGGGGGGAGACCAGCAGCAGCAGCAGCAGCAGCAGCAACAGCAGCAGCAGCAACAGCAGCAGCAGCAGCAGCAGCAACAGCAGCAGCACUAAUUGGAGCUCCAGAACACCCGGUGAAGCGACCAGCAAUGGCAACUGCAGCAGCAGCAGCAGCAACAGCACGUCAGAACCGAAACCAGCAGCAGCAGCAGCAGCAGCAGCAGCAGCAGCACCAAGGCGACGCCGCUUCGAUGUGGGGCCCCCCAGCAGCAACGCGGGGCCGCCAGCAGCAGCAGCAGCAGCAGCAGCAGCAGCACCAACACCACAAGCAACAGCAGCAGCAGCAGCAGCAACAACACCUGCAGCAGCGGCAGAAACCCCAGCGGCGAUAGGAAAAGGAACUCCACAGAUACAGCAGCAGCAGCAACAGCAGCAGCAGCAACAGCAGCAGCAGCAGCAGCAGCAACAUAAGCGACAGUAUGAGGGCAGCAGCACAUACAGGGAAAGAGAGAGAGACAGAGAAAGAGAAAGAGAAAGAGAUAGAUAUAGAGACAGAGAGAGAGACAGAGACUGGGGGAGAGACAGAUACAGAGACAGAGACAGAGAGAGAGACAGAGAGAGAGAGAGAGACAGAGGUAGAUAUAGAGAGAGAGAAAGAGAAAGAGAGAGAGAAAGAGAGAGAGAAAGAGAGAGAGAAAGAGAGAGAGACAGAGACAGAGAGAGGUGUCGUUAUAUUAGUAUGCCCCGCAGACAACGCCUGGAGGAGCAGCAGCAGCAGCAGUUGCUGCUAGAGCAGCAGCUGCAGCAAGAACGUCUGCAGCAGCAACUGCAGCAGCAACAGAUGCUGCAGCAGCAACAGCAAAUGCAGCAGCAGCAGCAACUGCAGCAGCAGCAGCAACUGCAGCAGCAGCAGCAGCAUGAACCCUCAGGUGGAGGCUGGGCCCCCCCUCCAGUUAUCUCUCCCCCAGAGCCACCUCAGCAGCAGCAGCAGCAGCUGCAGCAGCAGCAGCAGCAGCAGCAGCAGCAGCAAGACUUAGCCGGCGACUCUGGCGCAGCAGCAGCAGCAGCAGCAGCAACAGGAGCAGCAGCAGCAACAGCAGCAGCAGCAGAGGCUGGGGCUCGCCGCAGCCGCCGCUUGGCUUCUCUGCGGAGCGUCAGCCGCAGCACGUCUCCUCCCCACAAGGACUUCAGCAGCAGCAGCAGCAGCAGCAGCAGCAGCAGCAGCAGCAGUCAGCAUAUAAGCAGCAGCAGCAGCAGCGGUUUUUUUUACUGUAAUUUGCCUUCGCCUUCGGUGAUGUCUCUUUCUGAUGAUGGGGGGGACGAAGCAGCAGACAUAGCAGCAGAUUCAGCAGCAGCAGAAGCAGCAGCAGCAGCAGCAGCAGCAGCAGCAGAUACAGCAGCAGCAGCAGCAACUUCUGCUGCUGCUGUUGCUUCUUCUUCUGCUGCUGCUCUCACUGGCUCCACCCCAACACGGACAAAGACACAGCAGCAAGACAAGAGGGCCUUUCUAGACCCGUGGGGUCACCAAGAGCAGCAGCAGCAGCAGCAGCAGCAGCAGCAGCAGCAGCAGCAGCAGCAGGGGGCCCCCAACCUCCCCUCACUCAGCGCGGUGCUGCGGCCCUCAAUCCAGGCCCUCCUAGCAACGACGAAAGGGCAGCAGCAGCAGCAACCAGUAGAACCCCAUCCCCUGCUGCCCCCUCGUCCUGUGCUGCAGCAGCAGCAGCAGCAACCAGUAGAACCCCAUCCCCUGCUGCCCCCUCGUCUGCAGCAGCAGCAGCAGCAACCAGUAGAACCCCAUCCCCUGCUGCCCCCUCGUCAGCAGCAGCAGCAGCAACCAGUAGAACCCCAUCCCCUGCUGCCCCCUCGUCCUGCUGCUGCUGCUGCUGCUGCUGCUGCUGCACCUGCUAUAGAUUUAGCUUUGCUGCGAAAGAUAGAGAAGCUGCAGCAGCUGCAGCUCUGUCUCAACUGCAAGGGUCCGUUGCUGCCUGAGGGUUCUUCAGCAGCAGCAGCAGCAGCAGCAGCAGCAGGACGCAGCAGCAGCAGCAGCAGCAGCAGCAGCAGCAGCUUGCUGCUGCUCGGUGUCUGUGGAAAAGGCGUUGGGGCGUGCUGCCUGUUUAUCUUGCGCGAAGCAAUUAGCUAA